This is a messenger RNA of Bemisia tabaci, 7601 nucleotides long. RefSeq names its product Eag-like K[+] channel (gene Elk). Gene Ontology annotation, biological process: potassium ion transmembrane transport; regulation of membrane potential. Gene Ontology annotation, cellular component: plasma membrane. NCBI's taxonomy places the organism in Eukaryota, Metazoa, Arthropoda, Insecta, Hemiptera, Aleyrodidae. Gene Ontology annotation, molecular function: voltage-gated potassium channel activity. The record is from RefSeq and is a predicted model, not a curated record.
CGUCCCGCUCGGCCGUUUUCGCGCCCCUCGGACCCUCUCGCCGUUCCCGCGCUAACAGGUGUCCCUUGUCCCUGUCGUUUGUGUGCCGCGCGAAGGGAUCCGACCCCGACCACCUCGCGUCCAUGUUCUUGCACCCGCUGCCGUUUCGCCGAUUACAGAUGAAUGGAUACUUCUGCAGUCGUAAAAAACCGCAGUUUAAAAUCAAGAUCUCGCUUGCUAUUCACACUUUCUGAUCGGGUAUUUCUAUGACUUCUAAAUACGUUUGAUUCGCAGUACUAACAUUUUCAACGUGCAUUAUGACCGAACUGUAGUGAUUUCAAACGGACACGCUUAACACUUCACAUCAACGCGGUUGUGUAGCCCAUAAGUUAUCGCCGAUUUUUAAUUGAGACUCCCCGUAGUCGUCGUCAGUGUUUCAAAAACAAUAGACAUUUUCUUGUGCUGUGAAACUCGUUUGAGUUGAGAAACCUGGGAUUCAUCCCCAUCGGAAAAGUCCAAAUUCUGUGCUUUUGUGAUCGUUCGGGUUUGUGGAUUUUGACCUAGAUCAAGGAUUUGCCCGUGACCGCUGUCUCAGCAUCUAAAUGGACUCCCACUGAGAGAUUCCCGAUGCCGUGACGCACGGAACCGUCUGAGAUCCUCGGCGCCCGCACCGUAUCCUGAGGCUUCGGAACCCGCGAGGAAAUCCGGGAACAAUUAAGGGAGAAGUUGCUUGAGCGUCGAUUCCGGUGUCAUCCCGCCCGCUUUCGGGGAAGCUCCUCACAUGCGCGCCAUGCUUCAGCCGAGGACAAUAAUUGCCGAGUUAUGAAGUGCGCGCUGCGAGUAUGGAGUCGGGAGUGAAGUGUUGGGGGUUGGCGCGGGGUGUCUGAACGGGACAGGAAGUGCAACUCCUCAGACCCUCGAGACGUCUCGCUUUGCUCCUUUCGACGGAGCUCGUGCCGCGGGUCCUCGAAGCAGUGUGCAGUGCGCGCCGCGCUUUUUCGGGCAGACUAUCGGGUCCUCAACAGAGUCUUCCGCUAACCGGGAUGAUGCGCAAACUUCGCCUCUUCGGCAUCCUCCUCCUCCACCGUAUUCAUUUCUAAGAAAGGCAUCGAACCGGAAAACAAACGAUAAAUGGCCAGAAAAGGGUUACUUGCCCCCCAGAAUACAUUUUUGGAUACUAUAGCAACUCGUUUCGAUGGAACUCAUAGCAAUUUUGUUCUUGGCAAUGCUCAAGUGCCGACCCUGUACCCGAUCGUGUACUGUUCGGAUGGAUUUUGCGAGCUCACCGGGUUUGCGCGGGCGCAGAUCAUGCAGAAGGGAUGUGCCUGCAAAUUCCUCUACGGACAGGACACCGCCGAGGAGCACAAGAUCGAGAUCGACAACGCCCUCAAUACGAAAACAGAACUCAAGCGGGAGGUCAUCUUCUACAAGAAAUGUGGUUCUCCAUUUUGGUGCCUGUUGGACAUCGUCCCGAUCAAGAAUGAAAAACGGGAGGUGGUUUUGUUCCUCGCGUCUCACAAAGACAUCACCAAAACCAAAAUGGCCCAGCUGAAUCAGAAGGAAAUCAACGGCAAUGACCCAAUUGGUGAUGAAGACGAGGAGUUCGAGCCGCCUCCGUCCAACUGUGAUCGCCGUCGCAGCAGAGCUGUCCUCUACCAAUUGUCGGACCGCUUUCAGCACGACAAACCGAAAGCUAAAAGGACACUCUUAAAUGCACCACUGCCUGAGUAUAAAACAGCCGCUGUGAAGAAGUCCUGUUUUGUACUGUCACAUUAUGGUGUUUUCAAAAGCUGCUGGGACUGGCUCAUUCUCAUUGCUACUUUCUACGUAGCUAUCGUUGUUCCUUACAAUGCAAGUUUUGUUAACUCAGACCGUCCGUCGAUGGUCAGUGAUGUAGUGGUUGAAUCACUAUUUAUUUUAGAUAUUAUUUUAAAUUUUCGUACAACUUUUGUAAGCAAAAAAGGUGAAGUAGUAUCAAACUCCAAACUAAUAGCAAUCCACUAUGUUAAAAGUUGGUUCAUCGUGGACCUCUUAGCUGCACUGCCUUUUGAUCUACUUUAUGCUUCCGAUGUUUACAGUGGAGAUGAACCAAGUCCUGGUCAAAUCCAUCUUUUAAAAUUAACUAGGUUACUAAGGUUGGCUAGAUUACUCCAAAAAAUGGACCGGUACUCACAGUACAGUGCCAUGAUUCUAACUUUGUUAAUGCUGUCAUUCACGCUUGUGGCACAUUGGUUGGCCUGUAUUUGGUAUGUGAUCGCUGAAAAAGAAAGAGCACGCAACGACAAAGAUUGGGAUUUAGGUUGGUUGCAUACUCUAUCUGAGAGGCUGAGGGUGAAUGUCACCAGUAUAUCUCAUUCGGAAUCUUAUAUCACAGCUUUGUAUUUUACCUGCUCAAGCCUUACAAGUGUUGGAUUCGGAAAUGUCUCCGCAAAUACCAGUGCCGAAAAAGUUUUCAGUAUUCUAACUAUGCUCAUUGGUGCUCUGAUGCAUGCUGUAGUCUUUGGUAAUGUAACGGCAAUCAUCCAACGAAUGUAUUCUCGACGUUCUAUGUAUCAGUCAAAGUGGCGGGACUUGAAGGACUUCCUGAUGCUUCAUCAAAUCCCAAAAGAGCUAAAGCAACGAAUGCAGGACUAUUUUCAAACUAUGUGGUCACUCAAUCAUGGAAUAGAUAUUCAUGAGGUGAGAGAGACGCUGAAAGAAUUUCCGGAAGAGUUACGUGGAGAUGUUUCGAUGCAUCUUCAUCGGGAAAUUCUCCAGUUGCCAAUUUUUGAAGGCGCCUCGCAGGGAUGUCUAAAGCUUCUAUCACUACAUAUCAGGACUAACUUUUGUGCUCCAGGAGAGUUUUUGAUUCACAAAGGAGAUGCACUCUAUUCAAUUUAUUACCUCUGUAAUGGCUCUAUGGAAGUGAUUCAAGAUGGAAUGGUUGUCGCUAUCCUAGGCAAAGGUGAUUUAGUAGGCUGUGAUAUAAAUAUGUGGUUACAAGGCUCAGGGAAUGGGGGUGGUGGCGGCGGCGUUGUCGCAGACUCUGGACGACCCUUAGAUCAGGUCGUCGUCAAAUCUAGCUGUGAUGUCAAAGCUCUAACAUACUGUGAUCUCAAGUGUAUCAAUAUCCAAGGCCUGGUUGAGGUACUCAGGCUCUAUCCCGAGUACCAGCAGGAAUUUGCGAAUGACAUUCAACAUGAUCUCACCUAUAACCUCCGUGAAGGCUAUGAGGCUGAGGAAGCUGAUAUGAAUGGAAUGCCAUCAUUAACGCUGCCUUCCAUCAGCGAGGAUGAUGAAAAUGUACCUGAAGAGGGAGAAACCUCGCCGCUCUCUCCUCCAACACGAUCACCAGUCCAUCAUUCAACGGUUACAUAUAGUCCAAGACAUGCCAAAUUCAACAGCAGAUUGGAAAAGCUGAGGAGUCAAGCUAGGGGAGAUAGUGAACAGAAGCGAUUAAAUAUUGACCGCCUUGAUACACAAGUAACCUCUCUGCAUCAUCAUGUCGCAACGCUUAGUCAAGAGGUAAAGAACGCUAUUCAUGCUUUGCAAGAGCUAGCAACUACUAGUAGUCAUGUUGUAUCCAGCCGGUAUCCAUUUCCACUUCCAGCUCACUCUAACCCCAACAUAACGAACGAAUCCAAUAGAAGCCAAAAUUCUAGCGUCCUCCAAAGGAGUUCAUCACAUCCUCCUGAAAUGUUCGGCUGGGAGUCGGUUGACGGUGAAAAACCUGUCGUCUGUGAUAACUGCACCCAGACGGACCUCGACCUGUACAAACUUUUUGUCCAACGCCAUGCUCAAACAGUACUCUCUUGGUUAGGCCUAAACCCUGAGUUAAUUUUAAAUAAUAGAUCAUUAGUAUCCCAAGACCAUGUUGUUCAUAUCGAUGAUAACACGAGACAUGACAGCAGUAGGCAUCUAGCGAAUAUGUUGAGUAACUUCGAGCAGCAGCGAAGGGCAGACUUGCUGAAAUUGAUGCUUCCGCCAAAGUGCUACUCUUCGCAAAGCCAUAGUUUCAGCGCCGAUGAUUUGGUUGCCAAAUCAGCAGGGACGAGUAAUGGGACACAGAUCGGCCAUUCGCUGCCCUCCUCACAGUCUUUGAAAUUUCACCCGCUUAGCUGAAUACUUGUGUUUCUUUGUCCUCUCUUGUUGCCUGUGCACAAUGUUGUCAGUAAGAGCAAGAACCAAGGUGAUGCAUUUUUGACUUAUCUCAUGGUUUCCAUCCAUCUGACAACAAUGCCUAUCUCAAUAAUUCUACUCUUUUAGGCUCUUUUGUUAUUUCUUUUUAAGGUUUUCCUUUGAGUGCGGGCACUCAAUUCAAAGUAGAUUAAGAAAAUAUUAUGGAUUUUGUGAAGAUUUAACCGCAGGUACGGACUCUCAGCCAAUUAACAUAAAUAGAAUGCCUAUACCUAGAAGGGAGGCUCCUCUGUUUUUGAGUAUGUAUCUCUUCAGUGAAAGUUUUCUAAAUAUUGAAAUAAAUGGGCCAGCAGAUGAUGAGAUAUCAAUUAAAUCAUUAUGUACUGUGCUACUUUUCUAAAUUGUUUACUAAAGAAAAACGAAGGUUUAGAGAAUUAAAACCUUAAUAAAUGUUUGCAGUAUAAAUACCUAAUAUAAUUGAGGAACUGCAAGAUUCCAUCAUCAAUUUUUUUCAUUUUGCAUUUAUCAAUGUUAGUUGUUUUUCAAAAUAUUCCACUCAGAAGAUGAUCAUCAAAAUUUUUUCUAUGCAUGCACUUCAUUUUUCUCGUGAAAUUUUGAUGAGGAAGAUAUAAUAUCAUAGUGCUGAUAUGAAUAACUUUUCUGCUCGCCCAUUUCAUCUUCUGAAAGGUGCCAAGUAGGUACAGAUUGUACUCCCUAUGAAGCACCUAUUCUGAGAUCAUAUCGAUAUCUACGUUUACCAGCAAAACAGAGUAAGUGCAAAGGCAGUUUUAAGUUUUUUUUUUUUUGUUUUUUUUUUCAUAUUUUACAGUCAUGACCUCACAGGUCUGAUUAGACAAACUCACUCCUGUCUUUCUAUUUCUAAUCAAUCAUGCAGCUACAUACUAGCUGUUAGCAUAUUUUUUCGUCUACAAUUUUUACUGUUUGAUAAAUUCUUCCAAAUCUAGUUGUCUAGAUCUUUUGAAUUUUCUUCGACAUUUUUCAGCCUUGCUGAAGACAACCUAAAGAAAAUCAAAACCUCUAGUUCGCUAUCAUAUGAGAAUUUCUAUGUCUGGAAUCAAUACUGUUCACCCAUCAAUGUUAGAGUAUCCUGCGUUGUUUUUCUUCUCUUUCUAGGGAUGUUGCUUCUUCAAAAAAAUGAGAGCAUAUCUCAUCAUUCGCCUCUCUUGGAAAUGAUAGGAUGUCAAUAGGAUGAGGUUUGAAAAUCGGCAAGAAAUAUAUCCAAAAAGCCACACAGAAUUGCUAAGUUUUUUAAUUUAUUAACUUUUAAAAUGACAUAGUAGCUUGAAAUGAAAGCUUAUCUUGGAAUUUUCUCAUAAAUAUUCCUAAUAGUGACAUCUCUGCAGAGCAUGCACUAAAUGUAUUUAGAACAUGUAAAAGAAAAAGGGGGUGGAUAAUGAUUUGCAACCUAAGAUAGUACCUGUGAUACCUCGCUAAUGAACUGAAAAUCUUUGGAAAGUUUGAUGGAUUUUUCUAUUUUAAAGUUAUUGUAAAAAGUAAUAAUGCAGGAUGAAACAUCCAUUAUUUUAUGAACUUAAAGAUAGUGAGUUUUUGCAAAAUUAACUUAAAACCUUGCCAUCUGGUUCCCUUACUUUUUCAGAGGUGUAUGGAGUAAUGCAUGCAACAAAGGAAUGAUAUAUUGUUCUAAUGAACCUUACAGAGCAAAAAUAUCUCUUUGCUUUGGCAACAGUCAGCAAAGUGGUGUAAUAUUUUCAAAAUCCUGUCCUCCAGGGACAUGGAAGCAAAUUAAUUUUUUGAUGCAUCUGCCAGGAGGAGUAUAGUUAGCUCAGAGAAUUCCUCAACUUUCGUUUUUUGAUGCUACUUUAACUUUUAAUGAACUUUCAAACUUUCGCAUCACAAUAUUUGUUCCCUGUUCUUGUUAUUUGAAUUAAAUUUUAUUCUAUUUAAGUGUUUCUUAUGCUUUCCAAGAUUUUAGAACCUGUUUUGUUUUUUGUCUAUAAUUUUAAGGAUGAUCUGUGAUAAACUGUAGUUUUUUGUUUUAAAAUUCUAUUUAUUAAAUGUUAUUAUUUUUUAUGUCAUCAGUUUUGAAGGACCAUGUAAAUUUUUUGUUCUAAUACAAAAAUUCCUCUUUUGGGAAUGGAGUGGUAUCACUAAUGAGAGUUAGAUGUUAAGAAUGAGGAAUGAGGAAUGAUGGAUGAAUGAUAUAACAUUGAUUUUUUUGAGUUUCCAUGACCUUUACCUCAUCCUGUCUGAGUUUUAAUGUCCUAAGAUGAUUACCUGGAAGUGAACUUAUGUGCCGUAUAAACUAAUUGCACACUUUCAAUAAUCUUGUUUCAAGCUUUGACAUUUCUCACCAUUUAUUAUAGUAUGGAAUGAGGAAAAAUAUGAAAUGAGUGAUUUUGUUUUAGAGAUUUUUUCAUUGCCUCAAAAUUGUUACUUGGAAAUAUAAGCUAAAAUAGAGUGUUUGAAUUUUGAGUGAAAGGGAACAGUAUCAAACGUAUAACUGCAAUCUAUUUAAUCCAAAAAGUGUUGAGUUUAAAUGAUUAUCUUUGUCAAAUAUUAGGAAUGAUUCUUGUUCUUAUUUUUACCUUAGUGAUACCGCUCGGAAUUGCAAAAAUGGGAUCCUCCAGUCAAGUGUAAAUAAUUGUAUGAAAAGUUCCUUCUAGAUUCUGUCUUAACAGCCUUUUAAGUAUGACUCUUCUCAAUUAUAAUUCUUGUGUAGAUUAAAAAUCUGAAAUGAAAAUCCAACGAACUGUUGCUUUUACCAGCUUAACUGUUGCAUGAAUUCUUUUUAACUUAUAUUAGCCACUGUGUCUCCCAGUUUUCCCUCAAUUAAGCAGUUUUGUUUGUUUGUUUGUUUUUUGUUUUUUCUUUCAAAACUGGGCUCGAGUUCUUUUACUGAUGCAGUCAUAUAAAAUUCACCAAGGCUACAAACUUUAAAAAUUUUGCAAGACAUCUAUUAUAUAGUCAUUCAAGUGGCAUGGAAGGAAUAAUGAAAGUUUCUAAAUGUUUCAACAAAAUUAAAAAAUGAUAAAAGUAGAAUUUUUUAAAUUUUUUUUAUUUUAUUUUAUUUUAUUUUAUUUUAUUUUUUUUUUUUUGCAUAAUUUUAAUUUUGUUCCAUAAGUACUGAAACCAUCUGAAAUUAUGAUUUUUCUUUGACUAACUCUACGCACAAAACCAAUUUUCUAUAGCACUGAGGGACCUUGCUCUCAAUGCGUUAAAAAUUAGAAAGAAAGAAACACGAGGUCGUACUUCAUCCUUUACUUCUAUGCUACUUGGGCAAAAAAAAUUAGUCAUCUUAAAUGGUCAAAAGAACUUCUGUCUAAAGGGGGAAAAAUAAUAAGGCGUUACUGUUACCUACUUAUUACGCUUAACAAUUGUUUCGUUCUUUAAUUGUGUCCAAGCGUAUGAGAUGUAUUUAUUUUUCAUUUGUAAAUUUUAUUCUGUUGUUUGAACAUCCUGUAAAAUGACAAAAAAAUUUUAGUUCAUGAAAUCUCAAAUAAAUAUUUUGAACUUUCCAAUAAGAA